AUGACAACACAAGACACAGAAAUCAUGACUUUCACCUCCGUCCUCAUCUGGACUCUCCUCUGCUGCUGCCUCACAGAGUCCAGAGGACAGGUCACAGUGACUCAGUCUGGAGCAGUGACAUCUGCUGUGGGAGGAUCUGCCACCAUCACAUGUAGAACCAGUCAGAAUGUCUACAACUCAAACCGUCUAUGCUGGUACCAACAGAGAGAUGGAGAAACUCCUAAACUCCUUAUUUACUAUGCUUCCACUCGAGCAUCAGGGAGUCCAGGUCGUUUUACAGGCAGUGGAUCAAAUUCUGACUUCACUCUGACCAUCAGUGGAGUCCAGGCUGAAGAUGCUGCAGUUUACUACUGUCUGGGUCGAUUUGAUGUUAACAAGUGGGAUCUGUUCACACAGCUGUCCUUCAUGACAACACAAGACACAGAAAUCAUGACUUUCACCUCCGUCCUCAUCUGGACUCUCCUCUGCUGCUGCCUCACAGAGUCCAGAGAACAGGUCACAUUGACUCAGUCUGGAGCAGUGACAUCUGCUCUGGGAGGAUCUGCCACCGUCACAUGUAGAACCAGUCAGAAUGUCUACAGCAACUACCUAUCCUGGUACCAACAGAGAGAUGGAGAAACUCCUAAACUCCUUAUUUACUAUGCUUCCACUCGAGCAUCAGGGAUUCCAGGUCGUUUUACAGGCAGUGGAUCAAAUUCUGACUUCACUCUGACCAUCAGUGGAGUCCAGGCUGAAGAUGCUGCAGUUUACUACUGUCUGGGUGUAUUUGAUUCUAGCAAGUGGGAUCUGUUCACACAGUGAAAAAGCCUCGUACAAAAACCUCCUUCAGUCAGACUGAACUGAAACCGAAGUGACUGCAGAGACUGAUACAGUUCACUGAGGACACAUGCCAGUGAUUUAAUGAACUUUAUUACACUAUUUCA
Solea senegalensis (Senegalese sole) is the source of this 923-nucleotide messenger RNA. RefSeq lists its product as uncharacterized. The record is from RefSeq and is a predicted model, not a curated record. The coding region runs from base 1 to 801 and encodes 266 amino acids. The transcript has 4 exons. Lineage: Eukaryota; Metazoa; Chordata; Actinopteri; Pleuronectiformes; Soleidae. Gene Ontology annotation, biological process: immunoglobulin production; immune response.